This is a messenger RNA of Olea europaea var. sylvestris, 1569 nucleotides long. RefSeq names its product metal tolerance protein C2. The record is from RefSeq and is a predicted model, not a curated record. Bases 108 to 1268 code for a protein of 386 amino acids. The transcript is spliced from 10 exons. Gene Ontology annotation, biological process: zinc ion transport; intracellular zinc ion homeostasis; transmembrane transport. Gene Ontology annotation, cellular component: membrane; Golgi apparatus. Lineage: Eukaryota; Viridiplantae; Streptophyta; Magnoliopsida; Lamiales; Oleaceae. Gene Ontology annotation, molecular function: zinc ion transmembrane transporter activity.
UUGGAAUUUUAAGAAUUCGUCAAUCGUCGUGAAAUUAUAAUUAGAAGGACCUGAAUUUCUAUUUCUUUAUCAGAUUUGAAAAAAAAUCCGGUUUCAGUACCAGUUCAAUGGAGGAUCAAUCGAGAUUUUCUUACGUAAAGAAGCAAAAGGCAUCGUUUAAUAAUCAAAGGCCGGAAUCAUUCGCCGGCGAUUAUGACUUCGGAGAGAGUACUGAUCGGCGAUUCGCAUACUCCCGGCAAGCCUCAUUCCGUCAGUCAACCUCCACUGCUGAGCCUCAUACUCCAAUAUCGAUAAAUCCGUCAAACGGUUAUUUUUUGCACAACUCUGCUGAGGAUAAACUGUCGUCGAAGGAUUUGGAUGAAAAGUUCUCCUUCAUUUCGUUAAUUUUUGGAGGUUUGAGGUCGGGAAACAAGCAAAUGAGAAGACUUUUUGUCUUGAUUUCACUCAAUGUCGCGUAUUCUACGGUUGAGUUGUGCAUUGGCCUCUUCACUGGCCGAGUGGGUCUGGUGUCUGAUGCAUUUCAUUUGACAUUUGGCUGUGGGCUCUUGACUUUUUCGUUGUUUGCAAUGGCUGCUUCUCGACAACAGCCUGAUUCUAUAUACACCUAUGGGUACAAAAGGCUGGAGGUUUUGUCUGCAUUUACCAAUGCUUUGUUUCUUUUGUUCAUGUCAUUCUCCAUAGCUGUGGAAGCACUUCAUGCAUUCAUACAAGAUGAGUCUGAGCACAAGCAUUACCUGAUCGUCUCAGCUAUCACAAAUUUAAUGGUAAAUCUCAUUGGUGUUUGGUUCUUCAGAAGCUAUGCUCGAAUUAAUCUGGUUUACAGGAAAGCUGAAGAUAUGAACUACCACUCAGUUUGCCUACAUGUUCUUGCUGAUUCUAUUCGCAGUGCAGGUUUAAUCCUAGCGUCCUGGUUGCUGAGCCUCGGGGUUAAAAAUGCCGAAGUCUUGUGUUUGGGUCUAGUUUCAGUCACAGUUUUUAUGCUUGUCAUGCCGCUCUUUAAAACCACUGGUGGCAUCUUGCUCCAGAUGGCACCACCAAGCAUCUCUUCUUCAGCCUUGAGCAAAUGUUGGAGACAGGUUAAUUCCCGUGAAGACAUUUCAGAAGUUUCUCAAGCUCGUUUCUGGGAGUUGGUGCCAGGUCACGUCAUUGGAUCCAUUUCAUUACAGGUGAAGAAGGGAAUGGAUGAUCACCCGAUACUCCAAUACGUCCAUGGUUUGUACCAUGAUCUUGGAGUGAAGGAUUUGACUGUUGAAACUGAUCAUGCCUAAGCUUCAUUUUGUUAUCUUGUCGUGAGGAAGUGUAGUCUAUUGUCAGGUGUCCCGAAUCUAAAGAAUGGCAAGUAGAAAGGAACAGACAUAUACUUCCAGAUAAAUGGAAUAUGGCUCAGAUUUUGUUAUUUUUUGGUGUUAUAUUUAUAAUUCUAAAUAGAAUUUUUCUUCUACCUACGUUCUGAAUAGGAUUAAGGAAGUGUCAUUUGUUUAGUAUAUUUAUGCAUCAGCAGUAGUUCAGAUUAUCAGAUAUGUCACGUGUAUCCAUGACAUUAAUGUUUAAGACUGCUCUAGUAAAUCA